CCCAGUGUGUUCACACGGAGCUCACUCUACCCUAUAUAAUAAUGCUGAUCCUUUAACUGAGAGAUCGUUACGACGGUUAAUGUCACAAUGGAGCUGGGACUCACAGGGAUAUUACUUCUGGUCACCUGUGUCACCCUCCUGAUUUACCUAAUCACAUGGAGGGGCAAAACGAAACCAGAAAAUGCACUCCCAGGGCCCAAACCGUUACCCCUGCUGGGUAAUAUAAUGGACCUGGACAUGAGAGAAAUACCCCGGGACCUGGUUAAGUUGAGUAAGAUUUAUGGACCUGUGUACGCACUUUCUCUCGCCGGUCAAUAUUCAGUGGUUUUUACCGGGUACGACACAGUGAAAGAGGCUCUUGUGGAUCACAGUGAUGCCUUUAGUGACAGGGGAAACCUGGGCCUGAUUGAAUUGUUGUUCAAAAAUUAUGGGAUCGCAGUGAGCAAUGGGGAGCGAUGGAGGGUGAUACGACGAUUCUCGCUUUCAACUAUGAGAAAUUUUGGAAUGGGGAGGAGAAGCAUUGAGGAGAGAAUUCAGGAGGAAGCUCGUUUUCUCACAGAAGAAUUCAGAAAAUACAAUGACACCCCAUUUGAUCCAUUGCUCCUCCUUGGACAGGCCGUCUCCAAUAUCAUCUGCUCCAUUGUAUUUGGUGAGAGGUUUGACUAUGAAGACAAAGAUUUCAAGAACCUUCUACAAUGUUUCAGAGACCUCUUCACACAGAUGAAUUCAGCCUCCGGACAGUUUCUUCAAGUGUUCCCAAAUAUUCUCAAACAUAUCCCUGGGCCUCACCAGAAUAUCUUCAUCAAUUUCAACAAAUUAAAACAGUUUGUUAUGGAUAAAGCAAAAUCCCACCAUCAGACUUUGGAUCCAAACUGCCCAAGGGACUUCAUAGACAGCUUCCUGAUAAAGAUGGAGGAGGAAAAAAACAAUCCAAACACUGAAUUUCACAAUGGAAAUUUGUGGGGAACAAUGUUGGACUUGUUUGUUGCUGGAACAGAGACUACAAGUACGACACUGAGAUACGGAUUCCUGAUUCUUCUCAAGUAUCCAGAGAUACAAGAGAAAGUGCAGAAUGAGAUUGACAGUGUCAUUGGCCAAGAACGCAGCCCGUCAGUGGAGGACCGGACUAAGAUGCCAUACACAGACGCAGUGGUUCAUGAAAUCCAGAGAUUUGCUGAUAUUGUCCCCACAGGAUUGGUCCAUGCGUCUAGUAAAGACACAACUUUCAGAGGUUAUCACAUUCCCAAGGGAGCCUUACUAUUUCCGGUACUAACCUCAGUGUUAAAGGACUCCAAAUAUUUUAAAAACCCUCAUGAGUUUGACCCUGGUCACUUUCUGGAUGAGAACGGAUGUUUUAGAAAAAAUGAAGCCUUCAUGCCAUUCUCUGCAGGUAAACGUGCGUGUGUGGGGGAAAGUCUUGCUCGCAUGGAGCUCUUUGUCUUCCUCACCACCAUCUUGCAGAUGUUCACACUAAAGCCAACAUUAGAUAAGAAAGAUUUUGAGAUCACACCUGAGCCAAGAAGCAAUGGUGCAAAACCUCGGACUUACAUGAUGUACGCUGUGCCUCGCUGAAAUUCCUUAAUACUAUUCCCUACACCAGGAACCCUUUUGCAGACAUAAAUGUAUUCCUCUGAUUUUGUAAGCAAUUACUGUGAAUUAAAGAAACAUGUUAGAGACACAAACUGUCUCUUGCCAUUAAA
Messenger RNA from Pelobates fuscus (common spadefoot toad), 1700 nucleotides. Its product is annotated as cytochrome P450 2B4-like. NCBI's taxonomy places the organism in Eukaryota, Metazoa, Chordata, Amphibia, Anura, Pelobatidae. The record is from RefSeq and is a predicted model, not a curated record. The coding region runs from base 88 to 1572 and encodes 494 amino acids. Gene Ontology annotation, molecular function: iron ion binding; heme binding; oxidoreductase activity, acting on paired donors, with incorporation or reduction of molecular oxygen, reduced flavin or flavoprotein as one donor, and incorporation of one atom of oxygen. The transcript has 9 exons. Gene Ontology annotation, biological process: xenobiotic metabolic process; epoxygenase P450 pathway. Gene Ontology annotation, cellular component: cytoplasm; intracellular membrane-bounded organelle.